GAAGGAUACAGUAAGCUUUAGACCAAACAGUCUCUCAACCUUCAUCUUCUUCCUCUUCCGUCUUCUCCACCAGAACUGCAAACAGGCAAUAAACAUGGAGAACCUAACCCUACUUUCCUCUUCAUCUUCUUCCCCAAAGCUCUUAAUCGGAUGCAAUUUCACUUCCUCGCUUAAAACCCCAGUAGGGUUCUCGCGCCGGACUCCGAAAAUCACCCUCCGCUGCUCCAAAACCUCUGCCUCCGCGCAAUCUCAAUCUCCGGAGAAAGCUGGAGAAACUGUGGUUGUGAAGCACAGGAGGAGCAAAGCUUUUGCGAGCAUUUUUUCUUCGAGUCUUGAUCAGCAGACAACCUCUGUUGCUUACCCUAGUGCAGCAGUGCCGCCACCGUCUUCAUCAUCAUCAACCAUAGGAUCACCACUGUUCUGGAUUGGUGUAGGUGUUGGUCUAUCAGCUUUGUUCUCAUGGGCUACUUCAAACUUAAAGAAAUAUGCAAUGCAAACGGCUAUGAAGACAAUGAUGAACCAGAUGAACACACAGAACAGCCAGUUUAACAACCCUGGAUUCCCUACAGGACCAGGAUCAGGAUCGCCUUUUCCGUUUCCAUUUCCUCCUCAGACAACUCCUACUCCCUCGCCGUUCCAAUCUCAAUCCCAGUCUUCAAGUGCUACUGUUGAUGUGACAGCGACGAAAGUAGAUACACCUCCUUCCACUAAGCCGCAGCCUACUCCUGUAAAGAAUAUAGAAGUGGAUAAGCCAAGUGUUGUUUUAGAGGAAAACAAACCCAAGAAAGAAGAAAAGAACUACGCCUUUGAGGAUGUUUCUCCUGAGGAAACCGCUAAGGAAAGUCCAUUUAGCAACUAUGCAGAAGUCUCUGAAACCAGUGCCCCCAAGGAAGCUCGCUUAUUUGAGGAUGUUUUGCAAAAUGGAUCUGCUCCGGCGAAUGGUGCUACUGCUUCAGAGGUUUUUCAAUCUUUGGGCGCUGGGAAAGGAGGGGCUGGUUUGUCAGUAGAAGCUUUAGAGAAAAUGAUGGAAGAUCCAACGGUUCAGAAGAUGGUUUACCCACAUUUGCCUGAGGAGAUGAGGAACCCAGAAACUUUCAAAUGGAUGCUUCAAAAUCCUCAAUACCGUCAACAGCUACAGGACAUGUUGAAUAAUAUGAGUGGGAGUGGUGAAUGGGACAAGAGAAUGACGGAGACCUUAAAGAACUUCGACCUGAACAGUCCUGAAGUGAAGCAACAGUUUGAUCAAAUAGGACUGACACCAGAAGAAGUCAUCUCUAAGAUAAUGCAGAACCCUGACGUUGCAAUGGCAUUCCAGAAUCCUAGAGUCCAAGCAGCGUUAAUGGAAUGUUCAGAGAACCCAAUGAACAUCAUGAAGUACCAAAACGACAAAGAGGUAAUGGAUGUGUUCAACAAGAUUUCGCAGCUCUUCCCAGGAAUGACGGGUUGAGACUAAGCUCACGGUCUUAUGGUUUGAUCUCAUCUCCGUAGGAUCAAGUCUCCUGUCUUUCUUUAGCUUUCUAGGAACGCAAAAAACAUAAAAACAAAAACAUGUUUUUUUUUUUUGUCAUCAAAGAGAUGCUUAAGUUUUGCUCAGAACAGAGACACAUAGAUUGCGAUGUGUAGUUGUAUAACCUCCAAACUUAUUCAUCUAUCAAAAUAACGAAUUUGAUU
Molecule: messenger RNA, 1671 nt
Organism: Brassica rapa (field mustard)
Lineage: Eukaryota; Viridiplantae; Streptophyta; Magnoliopsida; Brassicales; Brassicaceae
Product: protein TIC 40, chloroplastic
Biological process (GO): chloroplast organization; protein import into chloroplast stroma
Cellular component (GO): chloroplast inner membrane; chloroplast thylakoid membrane
Source: RefSeq, a predicted model, not a curated record